Chlamydomonas reinhardtii is the source of this 1684-nucleotide messenger RNA. RefSeq lists its product as uncharacterized. The coding region runs from base 56 to 739 and encodes 227 amino acids. Gene Ontology annotation, molecular function: iron ion binding; iron-sulfur cluster binding. NCBI's taxonomy places the organism in Eukaryota, Viridiplantae, Chlorophyta, Chlorophyceae, Chlamydomonadales, Chlamydomonadaceae. The transcript is spliced from 3 exons. The record is from RefSeq and is a predicted model, not a curated record. Gene Ontology annotation, cellular component: chloroplast stroma; mitochondrion. Gene Ontology annotation, biological process: iron-sulfur cluster assembly.
GCGUGGCUGGUGUUCUUCAAUUACGUCUACGUAUAUCUGCGACUGUAUAUUCGAAAUGGCCUCUGCAAACAUAUUGCGGGCGCAAGCUGGGGCCAGCGUGAGCCCGCGCUGCGCUACGCUUGCGGCGUCUUUGCUUCCUGCUCGUGCGACUAGCAGCAUCAGCCGGCGCCAGCAGCUCGCGAGCGUGUCGUCGACCCCUGCUCGCGUUUGGGGCGCCGCGCCAUCAACCCGCCGUGGAGCUCGUGUGGUCGUGCGUGCUGUUGAGCAGGAUGAGAUGAUGGAAUUGACGCCGGAGAACGUGGAGAAGGUGCUGGACGAGGUUCGGCCCUACCUGAUGGCGGAUGGUGGCAACGUGGAGUUCAUGGAAAUCGACGGGCUGGUGGUGAAGCUGAAGCUGCAGGGCGCGUGCGGGUCGUGCCCGAGCUCCACCACCACCAUGACCAUGGGCAUCAAGCGCCGCCUCAUGGAGCGCAUCCCGGAGAUCCUGGACGUGGAGCAGGUGACGGAGGAGUCGCUGGGCCUGGAGCUCAACUCGGACAACGUGGAGACGGUGCUGAACGAGAUCCGGCCCUACCUGGUGGGCACGGGCGGCGGCGGGCUGGAGCUGGUGGCCAUUGACGGAGUGAUCGUCAAGGUGAAAAUCAGCGGGCCGGCGGCCAACGUCAUGACGGUGCGCGUGGCGGUGACGCAGAAGCUGCGGGAGAAGAUCCCCGGCAUCGCCGCCGUGCAGCUGGUGUAGCGGGAGGGCGGAGGUGGGGAGGCGGGGUUGCUGCUUUGGGGGUGAGUGGUGGUGGGUGCAGGUUUCGAGGGGCUGGUGGGUGUCAUGGGACGAGGCUGCGAGAAUGGGGGAAGCAGACAGAGAGAGCGGGGCAAAUGAGCAGAGUGCGCGGCGGGCAGCAGGCAUCACAUUGGCUGGGGAGGGACAGAGUGCAGAGGAGAGGGUAUGGUCGCAAGGUGCUAGCGCAGGAGAGCGGGUGGUGACGAGGUCGGCUGGUGACGAGGGCGCGCCGCUGGUUGCGCGCUGCGGGGGAGGCGUCAGCAACGUAUGAGCCUGAGACGUCAUUGCGGGAAGCGUAUUAUGUCCGGGGAGGGCGGCGGCAUGUGCAGGACACGCGCGGCCCUGGCUACUUACUGUCGGGUGGCUAUUGGUCCGGUGGCAGCACCUGCAGUUGGCGUCGGGGACGGCCGCUGGGGGGCGGCGGCAGCAGGCAGCAGUCCUAGCCUGCGGGCCGCUUCCCCCCUCCCCCCGAAGCGUAUGGCGGAUGGUGGUCGUGGUGGUGGUCGUAUGGGGUUGCUUGGAGGCACCAACCGCACAUCUAAGCACUUGCCGUGGAUGCUCGGGGCAGACACGACUUCCGCCGGCCCUGGGGGCUGGGGCCACGCACGUGUGCCUUGUGAAGCAUCCGACGCAAACUGGUAAUCCGGAUGCGGGAACGGGUCCGUGCAUGGUUGGUGUUGUUUGGAGCGAUGCAAAAAUAUGUUGAGCUACAUGCCAUGACGUGUACUGGCGUUGGCCGUGCGUGACUUGGCACUACGAGCACGAGCCACGUGUUUUGCCAGCUUGCGCGCGUGUGCAUGUUCGCACGAGUGUGUGAGCGGUACAGGCUUACGGCCUUACACAUGUUACAUACAGGCCAGCUGUUAGACGCCUGAAAAGAGGACGCCAGUGUAACUCUGGAUUAUC